AUGUCAUUAAAUUACAUCAAAAACUUUUAUGAAGGAUGUCUCAGGCCUCCGACAGUGAUAGGCCAGUUCCACACGCUGUUUUUUGGCUCUGUGCGUACCUUUUUUCUUGGAGUCCUUGGAUUCGCUGUCUACGGCAAUGAGGCCCUGCAUUUCAGCUGUGAUCCGGACAAAAGGGAAUUAAACCUUUACUGUUACAACCAGUUCAGGCCUAUAACACCUCAGGUUUUCUGGGCGUUGCAGCUAGUUACUGUCUUGGUACCUGGAGCAGUGUUUCAUCUUUAUGCUGCCUGUAAGAAUAUAGACCAGGAGGAGAUCCUUCAGCGGCCGAUGUCUACAGUCUUCUACAUCAUCUCUGUCCUGUUGAGAAUAAUUCUGGAAGUCUUAGCGUUUUGGCUUCAGAGCCACCUUUUUGGUUUCCUGGUUGAUCCUAUUUUCAUGUGCGAUGUCACCGGCCUCGGAAAGAUCCUCAACGUCUCAAAGUGCAUGGUCCCUGAACACUUCGAGAAGACCAUCUUCCUCAGCGCAAUGUACACCUUCACUAUCAUCACCAUACUCCUCUGUAUCGCUGAGAUUUUUGAGAUUCUGUUCCGAAGACUUGGCUAUUUAAACCAGCCGAUGACUUAGCACGUGUUUGAGUGAUGCUGCUUCAACAGUGUUUGUUUUGUGUCUUCCGGAUCACCGAAUGAC
Danio aesculapii is the source of this 687-nucleotide messenger RNA. It is a transcript of the gene gje1a, whose product is annotated as gap junction protein epsilon 1a. The transcript is spliced from 3 exons. NCBI's taxonomy places the organism in Eukaryota, Metazoa, Chordata, Actinopteri, Cypriniformes, Danionidae. Gene Ontology annotation, biological process: cell communication. The record is from RefSeq and is a predicted model, not a curated record. Gene Ontology annotation, cellular component: connexin complex. Bases 1 to 624 code for a protein of 207 amino acids.